UCGAAUUUUUCGGCCAUCUCUAUCAAUCAUCGUUUUCCUGCAACACUUCUCCAAGAGCUGCAGAUUUUAUUCCACAUUUUUGCACUUUUCGCAAAUUAAAACUUAACUUUAAUAUAAUCCAACAAAAUGUUAGGUCGUGCAAGUCUAUUGGCCCGCAAUUUGGUUAAAUCCAAUGUCCGAUUCCAUUCCCACGGUGGUAUCCCCGGUGAGAAUUUGCCAAUGGACAUUCAUAACCGAUACAAGCUGACAGCUUUGUUCAUCUUGUUUGUCGGAUCUGGACUUGGUGCUCCCUUCUUGGUUGUCAGACAUCAACUCCUCAAGAAGUAAAUGAGAUCUUUGAAAGAUUUCUUUUGCAGAAAAACCUCCAUACUAACAACCUGUGGAAUUAAAUGUAAACCAAACUUUAAAUAAAUUAAAUUACAAAUAUAAUUUAAAA
Eupeodes corollae is the source of this 436-nucleotide messenger RNA. RefSeq names its product cytochrome c oxidase subunit 7C, mitochondrial-like. The transcript is spliced from 3 exons. Gene Ontology annotation, biological process: mitochondrial electron transport, cytochrome c to oxygen. The coding region runs from base 127 to 327 and encodes 66 amino acids. NCBI's taxonomy places the organism in Eukaryota, Metazoa, Arthropoda, Insecta, Diptera, Syrphidae. The record is from RefSeq and is a predicted model, not a curated record.